CGCUGUCGCAGCAAGAGGUGAGCUGUGCAGGGGGGCCGUGCCAGGACAGAUGCAACCUGGCAGCAGCUGCUCGCCCUCCUAAGAGCGUGCUCGUGGAUGGUGGUACCUGCAUUUGAUGAUCCCGGUGCGCUUAGGUGGCGGCCAGUCUUUAACUGCUGGAAGAGCCGCAAGAGAUGGUCUGAAGAGGGCCACUACCCUUGGCGAGUUUUUCUCGCAGUAGCCCUUUCCUCCUCCUUAUUUAAUGAGAUCCACCGGCGGAAAACAGCGCGGCAGGGCGUAAAAAACAAAAACCAUCCUUUGCUUUUCCCGUCCACCAGACAAUAGCGGGAACCAGAAGGCAGGCUGCACUGCCGGAGACACCAGAAACAGGCAGAGAAGCGGAGAGCAAAGAAAGAUUGGAAGCCCAGAACUGGCCGCCUAAACUAAAGAAUGUGAUGCAUUGUUUUUGGGUGCCCUGCUAAGGGAUAAGUAUGAAAUCCCGAUUAUCCUUAAACCUUCGCUAGAGAUCCCCCCCCCCCCCCCAAGAAGCCUCUCGUUUCUACUCAAUGAUGGGGGGUGGAGUUGCGAAUCGUUUCUUUUCUGGAGAGAAGGAGGAGUCCAGAAAGUCCGGAUGAAAUUGACCAGAUGGCCGUAAAAAUGAAGAAAGCUGAUCGCCUGACGGUUUAAAACAAACGAAAAGCCACUCUGCAUUGGAUGAUUUAUUCGCCACUUUUAAUAGCAUAGAGGCAAUUUCUGGGGAGACUUACCUUGAAAGGGCUCUCCGCGAUACAGCUUUGUCACAGUGUGUGAGUGCGCGCCUGUGUGUCUCUCUGUUCCCUCCAAUCCCUCCUCUAGCUGUGUGGAUCCUCCCCUUCUUGGGAAGUCGGGGAGAGGAGGAGGAGGAGGUGAAUGCCCGGCUUUCCUCUGAACAGCCGACCGAUUAUUGCCAGAAGAGCCCGAUCUGAGAAUCCUCGAGGAUGCGGCUGGCCGAAGACGCGAGCUGAUGAACGGUCCGGGAAGAGAAAGCCCGGACUGAAGCGGAUGGGCCCUGGAGAGAGGUUGGCGGUGGUGGGACCCGCCGCGCAGAGCUGCAUGCAACAGUACCUCGCGUGGAGCCAGCAGCUCGGAUCCCCUCUCUCUGCCUGCAGAAAUGCUGCAUCAUGAACCCAUCAACCCAGCCGGAGCAGCUCCUGAACCAGCCUGAAAACAGCACCCCUUGCGCCUGCUAGCAGCUGCAGAAAGGAAGGGAAUAAGGCGUGGACGAGGUUUAAAACAAAACAAAACCCACAAAAGAAGACCCGGGCCCCUUUCUGUCUGGCUGCUGCCUCCCGUCUGUUAUCUCAGGACCCCAGGAGGUAGUAGCUAGAAAAGGGAAACUCCUCUUUGCAAACGGGUGUGUAUGCAGGAAGGAAGAGGCGGUCUUGCAUUUUGUCGCGGAGCAUCUCGCCCAACAACUCCUCAACUUCGUGGCCAGUCCAAGGAGGAGCAACCCGGGCAGCUUCUGCUCGACAGACAGGCUGGCUGGCACUUCGGGGAAAGGAGCAGGGAGCACCGGGGCGAAAAAGCCCAGCCGCGGCAGACUCGGGGUUGGUCUGUUUGUUCCUCCGUCUCUAUUGGUCUUUCUGCUGUGCAGUCCCAGAGACACGUGUCAUCUGCUUGGCCCAGGAUCGCUAAAAGCGGCAGGGGAAUCAAGGGGUGCAUACAGUUGGUUUUCUUUUUUCCCCCGCUCUCUUCUCCCAAAUCCUGAUCUCCCCAAAAGAACUAAGCAACUCCCCCUCGACGUUUUUCAACUCUAAAAAGCCAAAACCUGCCCCUUUCUUCUCUCCUUGGAAUUACUUACGGGAUUUCGACACUUGUAAUAAUUUUACUUUUCAAGAAAGUCACCGCCACCCCCAUUUUCCGGAGCCCGUGCCCGCCUUUCGCCUCGUGUGAUUCAGUGCAGCUACCAGGGAUCAUCGCCUCGUCGCCCGGGUUUGCAUCCCCUCGCCGGGUGGGUCCGGCGGCAGCGGCGACGGCUCGAGCGGCGGAGCCUUCCCCCCGGGGUCCGGCCGGCGGCCUUGCGGCGCUCUCAUGCUGCUGCUGCGGAAGCUGCCGGGCUGGCCGCCGUCGGGGCUGCGGCUGCCGCACAAGUUCGUGGUGCUCCUCUUCCUCUCGGGCCUGCUCACGCUGUGCUUCGGAGCCCUCUUCCUCCUGCCCGACUCGUCCCGCUUCAGGCGCCUCUUCUUGCCCCGCCGCGGAGCAGACCCGGACCUGACCCGCAGCUCCCUGCCGCCGCCGCCACCGGGCUCCGACCCCGGCCGCCAUGCAGCAGCCCCCAGCCCGCCUUCGCCGCUCCUCAGGGACCCCAGACUCCCGCCAGCCGUGGCAGCCCCCAAGCGAGAGCGCCACCAACGCCGCCCCCACGGGCCGCCCGGUGCGGGGACCGACCCUGCCGCCGCCGCCGACCCUCUUCUACGGCAGACCCGGGCCCCGUUCCGCUUCGACCACCCAGCCUUUCUGCAGAGGCUCCGCCACCCGGUGCUGGGCAGGAGGAGAGGGAGAAGCGGCACCGAAGACCCCGCGCUCCGCUUCAGGAGGCUGAAGAUCAAGGAGAUGAUGAAGUUUGCUUGGGAUAACUACAAGCAGUAUGCAAUGGGGAAAAAUGAACUUCGACCCCUCACUAAGAAUGGACACAUUGGUAACAUGUUUGGAGGCCUCCGUGGAGCAACAGUGGUGGAUGCUUUAGACACUCUGUAUGUGAUGGAGCUGCACGAAGAAUUCCAAGAAGCCAAAAAUUGGGUGGAGCAGAACUUUGACUUGAAUGUGAACGGUGAAGCUUCCUUGUUUGAAGUGAACAUCCGAUACAUCGGAGGGUUGCUGGCUGCAUUCUACUUAACCGGCGAAGAGGUCUUCAAGAGUAAAGCUCUAGAACUUGGAGAGAAGCUUUUGCCAGCUUUUAACACGCCGACGGGUAUCCCACGAGGAGUCAUAAACCUGGGCAGUGGCAUGAGCUGGAGCUGGGGGUGGGCAUCUGCAGGCAGCAGCAUUUUGGCAGAAUUCGGCAGCCUGCACCUGGAAUUCCUGCACCUGUCAGAGUUAUCUGGGAAUCCAGUUUAUGCUGAAAAGGUGAUGAACAUCCGCAAAGUUCUGAACAGGAUUGAGAAACCACAGGGGUUGUAUCCCAACUUUCUCAGCCCAGUAACUGGGAACUGGGUACAGCACCACGUUUCCAUUGGUGGCCUUGGAGACAGUUUUUAUGAGUACCUAAUCAAAUCUUGGCUGAUGUCAGACAAGAAGGACGCUGAAGCGAAAAGCAUGUAUGACCGUGCACUAGAGGCCAUAGAAAAAAACCUGGUAAAGAAGUCUGCUGGUGGACUGACUUACAUUGCCGAGUGGCGAGGAGGCAUCUUGGACCAUAAGAUGGGCCACUUGGCUUGCUUCUCAGGUGGCAUGAUCGCCCUUGGAGGGCAGCAUGCGGUGGAAGAGCAGAAGCAGCACUAUAUGGACCUGGCCGCAGAAAUAACACGUACCUGUCAUGAGUCUUACGUGCGUUCAGAUUCCAAGCUGGGUCCAGAAGCGUUUCGCUUUGAUUCUGGCACUGAAGCAGUAGCCACCCGGCUCAGCGAUCGCUAUUACAUUCUGCGCCCUGAAGUUGUUGAAAGUUAUCUGUACAUGUGGAGAUUGACACACGAUCCAAAGUACAGGCAGUGGGGAUGGGAAGUUGUUGAGGCACUCGAGAAAUAUUGCCGAGUAGAAGCUGGUUUCUCUGGGAUCCGGGAUGUUUAUACCACCAACCCGAGUCAUGACAACAUGCAACAGAGUUUUUUCCUGGCAGAGACGUUAAAGUAUCUGUAUCUUCUAUUCUGUGAAGAUGAUGUGCUGUCUCUUGAGGACUGGAUAUUCAACACUGAAGCCCACCCACUGCCUGUGAACCACACAGACUUUAUCCUGAAGACAAGUGCGCAGUAGAGGCGGCCAGCUUCCACAGUGGGGUGCAACGGGUCACUUCUCUCUCUACUUUUCAGUUUGUUUUUUCCUUUCCACUAAAGGAAUGUGUGAUGUUCCCGGAAAGGUAUUUUGGGGGCAUUCGUCCAAUUCCGGACCGUAUUUUAUUGGGAAGUAUAAAAACUGUGAAAAAAGCACCUUCUUUUUUUUCCUCUAUGAGGAACCUUACUUAGCCUGGUAAUGAGAUGUUGGUUAUGGGCCAUAAUAGAGAAUCAUGAACGUUGCUUUCUACAGAGAAUUUAUAUGGAGCUCGCUGACUUUGUUUUCCACGUGGCCAAAGGAUCUGGAGUUUGCCAUAAAAUAGACAUGUUGUGUUCGUGUCUUUUUGGGUUUUUUGCCAUUUUUGUCUCUCUCAUCCAUCAGCUUUAUUUUUUAAUCUAGCGUUGAUUUUUGUAAUCGCUUUUAUCACUUAUAUUUUCAAAAUCACAUGCAUUCUAAAUGGACUCGGUGCCAUCACUGGAUCAAGAAAGGUCUGAAAAAUCCUGAAUCCCAAAAAUUAUUUCUAUGUCACGCUUUCUUUUUUAACCCCCUGUGCUCCUUACAAAAAAAAAUGUUUACUGUCAGUUGCAUCAUGUGUGACCUUGCUUUCCAAUGCUGAAAGUUUUUCUGGGGCUUGGGGGAACCAUUUGCUUUUUUUGUUUUUCUUUGUUUUUAACAUUUGGAGCUUAAAUAUUACAAGGCAUUUGUAAUUAUUUUUGUUUCUGUAAUACUCAGAAAUGUGAAAUAGAAUAAAAAUUUCCUGUCUGAUAA
Sphaerodactylus townsendi is the source of this 4713-nucleotide messenger RNA. RefSeq names its product mannosidase alpha class 1C member 1 (gene MAN1C1). Gene Ontology annotation, cellular component: extracellular exosome; Golgi membrane; endoplasmic reticulum. Gene Ontology annotation, molecular function: mannosyl-oligosaccharide 1,2-alpha-mannosidase activity; calcium ion binding. The transcript is spliced from 12 exons. Lineage: Eukaryota; Metazoa; Chordata; Lepidosauria; Squamata; Sphaerodactylidae. Bases 2050 to 3927 code for a protein of 625 amino acids. Gene Ontology annotation, biological process: N-glycan processing; carbohydrate metabolic process. The record is from RefSeq and is a predicted model, not a curated record.